AGAGCCACAGACAGGAGGAACCUGUUCAUGGAGAUAAUUACAAAGCACACAGCUACCUUUCAACGCAUUCUUGAGGUUAAUUAAUUCACAUGCUUGAUCUGUCAUCCUUGUGGGAUAGAUGACUUUCUACAAAGAAGCGCACAGGAUCCUUUGAGUGUCUUGGAUUGCCUCACCCUGCCCCACAGGGAUAAUCUGAGACGAAUCAAAUCAAGUGAGGCCAAGGGAUUGACUUUCCACAGACCGGAAAGGAGAAGACAACGUCAGCGCUGUGGAGAUUGAUGUCAGAAAGGUUGGAAACUGCAGCUGUGAACCAUUUGUGUUUGUAGAUGGUGGUUGCAAGCAUCUCGUCUCACUUACUACAGGCUCUGCUAUGACUGUGGAUGUGAGUCUGUGUGACUGUACAUAUGGCAUCCCAUGUAAAGACAACAGGUGGAGCUCUGAUGGAAUACAUCAGAGCCCCCAGGGCAAAGUACACGAUUGUAGGAGAAGCUAUACGUUAUGUCGUCCCUGGACAUAUGCAAUGUUCAAUCGGCUGUGGAGGUCCAGCUUGCAAAUAUGACAACCCAAAUUACUGGAGUGAUAACCAACAGGCCAUAACAGGCCUCUACUCAUCAUGGAUCACUGAUCAUCUUCUGGCAAUGUCCAGACCCUCAACAGAAAUCAUUAAGAAGUAUCACAUCAUCGAUCAAUUCAGAAGGGAUGGUAUUAAAACAGUGAUCAACCUACAGAUACCUGGUGAACACGCCAGCUGCGGAAACCCUCUAGAGCCAGAGAGCGGCUUCUCAUACCGCCCAGAGGUCUUCAUGGAAAACAACAUUUAUUUCUACAAUUUCGGCUGGAGUGACUAUGGAGUGGCUAACCUGACAACGAUGCUCGACAUAGUGAAGGUCAUGGCCUUCGCCCUGCAGGAGGGAAAGAUAGCAAUCCACUGUCACGCUGGCCUCGGCAGAACAGGUAUAUAUUUAAGGAAUGCCGUAGGAAGUGUUAAGGACUGUUAUUCCUCUGAAACACAACAAAGGAUUUCCUCUUUCUUUCCUGCAGGUGUGCUGAUAGCAUGUUUCUUGGCCUAUGCUACCAGGAUGACUGCUAACCAGGCUAUUCUGUUUGUUCGUGCUCAACGCCCCAACUCCAUCCAGACCCGAGGCCAGUUAGGAUGUGUCAGAGACUUUGUCCAGUUCCUUGCCCCUUUGAGGAGUGUGUUUUCCUGUGCUGAGCCCCGAUUCAACCCAGUCACCCUGUCCCAGUACCUGAACCGCCAGAGACACAUAUUGCAUGGCCAUGAGAGGAAGGAGCUGAGGCACCUGCCAAAGAUCAUCCGGCUAGUGUCUAGGCUGCUGUUGGACAUCGCAGAGAAUCGACAAGUGAUAGAGGAAGACAUUCUGGUGGCCCCUGAUGUUGAAGACAUAGAGAGGACUCUGAGCGUCAUUGAGAAGAUGGGUCCAGAGUAUUUUUUAAAGGAGCCCCGCUUACCAGGUGCGCUCACAUUACCAAGACAUUUUCACGAACCACCCAUUUUCUACCAUCGCAAAAGUCUGAGCUACAGUGAGUCUGACUUGACACGACUCGGCUCACAGUUACACCUUCUCACACAACCUUUAGGUCCCAUGUCACAGAGCAAUGUUGAAAUGUCUUUUUCCCCACCGGACCAGGCAAUCCAUAUUAAAGGUUGUAAUAGCAACAUGUCUGACUUUUCACACGGCUCAACAGGCUCACUCUGGCAAAUCAAGAAUUCAGAAAACCAAAAAGAUGGAUCCCGUCUGCUGCAGAAAGCCCAGCAGAGCACCAUCCAGCGUACUGGGUCUGUGGGAAACAAUGACUCUACCAAAAAAGGUAGCUUUUUAUCCAGGUGGAAGGAUGAGCAGAGGGACGGAGUAGUAAUGAAUGGGAAGAAGCCUGGAGAUAAGAGAGAAGAGGAGGUAUCAGAGGUGCCCUUCAUCACCCUGCAGUCGGAGCUGUCCCCGGAGGCCCGGAGGCUUCUAGUGGCUCAGGCCCUGGCAGUGGACUUUUGUCUUGAUGGUGGAGAAGAGCAUAAGAGCAGCAUCCUCGCUUGGCAGGCAGAAUUGAACCUGGGCGGGGGCUGGGAGAGGCUGUGCAUGGAGCGGGACCCCUUCAUCCUCACUGGGCUCAUGUGGGCCUGGCUGGAGCAGCUCAAAGAGCCGGUCAUCUCCAUCCAGGAGGCCAAAGCCCUGGACCCCAACAACACUGACGCUCAAACUGUCCUCAACACACUGGACAAGGCCUGUUUACAAACAUUAACUUGCAUACUAGAUUGUAUGGCUCAUAUGCAGCAGAUACCAGAAGAGGUUGAAAAUGCUUUCCUGAAUCGUACAAUCAAGGCUUUCACCUGGAUGAGAAAUAUCUCAGAAGAUGAUAGCAAAGUGUACGAGUCCAUGACUGCAGUCCUAAGAUGUGUCCUUGAGGACAUGAGGAGAAUCGCCAAAGAACAGGAAGAGAUGCAAGCAAUGAGUCCAACGUUUUCCUACAAUUAAACAUAUUUACUACCAGUCAU
Trematomus bernacchii (emerald rockcod) is the source of this 2509-nucleotide messenger RNA. It is a transcript of the gene ptpdc1b, whose product is annotated as protein tyrosine phosphatase domain containing 1b. Lineage: Eukaryota; Metazoa; Chordata; Actinopteri; Perciformes; Nototheniidae. Gene Ontology annotation, molecular function: protein tyrosine/serine/threonine phosphatase activity. Bases 405 to 2489 code for a protein of 694 amino acids. The transcript is spliced from 9 exons. Gene Ontology annotation, biological process: protein dephosphorylation; cilium assembly. The record is from RefSeq and is a predicted model, not a curated record.